AUGAGCCCUUACGGUCUUUCCGGUUAUAAUCCCUACCAACAGAUGAUGAUGGGGUCGAUGAUGAAUCCCUAUGCGUCUAUGAUGACCCCGGAAACUGGGGCGUACGAUAUGAAUUACAUGCAGAACUACGGGCUGAUGGGCGGCUAUGGCAUGUACGGUGGAAUGGGUCAAAUGGGUCAAAUGGGUCAAAUGGGACAAAUGGGACAAAUGGGUCAGAUGGGUCAGAUGGGACAAAUGGCUCAAAUGGCUCAAAUGAAUCCGAUGGCCGUCGGCGGAGCGAUGGGCGCUGCUGGCCAAGGCGGUGGAUGUGGAGGUGGAUGUGCCGGUAAUAGCAACCAAAAUGGAAACACUAAUGACAAUUCGAAUACGUUAAAUCAAGGCAACUCUUACUCGUACCGGACAAUGUAUGGAAAACGGAGAAAUUCCCAAUCCAACUACGGGACCGGCGGAUGGAAUCGGGAGAAGUUA
Mesorhabditis spiculigera is the source of this 468-nucleotide messenger RNA. NCBI's taxonomy places the organism in Eukaryota, Metazoa, Nematoda, Chromadorea, Rhabditida, Rhabditidae. The record is from the annotation of a GenBank genome assembly.